CAGCUCGCACUUAUUUCCGGGUUCAGGAAUCAAACAUGCUGUAAUCUAGUCAGAAGCUUAUGAUCGAUUCUAUAAAUAGUGUGUAAAUAGGUCAUUGAAAUUCGCCAUUAAUAUUUGAUGUAUUUGAUAUUGCUCUCUGUGUUGACCUGGUUAGCGACGUGUCAAUGUUCUAUCGAACAGGACACGAAGGAUUGUCAUCUUUUGAAGCUUGGGCUUGAAUCCACAUCAGUGUCAGUGGAGCUUAGUAAACAGGGUUUCCACAGGGAGGUAAUAACCACUGUUGAGUUCAGCCCUGCCCUGCUCAGUAGUGUCAGGGUUUUGCUUGUUCAUCGAUGGCCUCAAGGUGUCUUCAUCGAUCCGUACCAGCUCGCAUCCCUGAGAGAUCAAAGGGAUUGGCAGAUAUUGCUCGAUUCAGCCAUUGACCUCGAGGUGCCUGCUGAAAAGACUUCAGGGUUUGUCAGCUAUGUAUUUCCAACACCUGAUGAUCCAACUCCCAGUCUGCUAAAAGUAACGAUUCCAAUACAUGGCCGCUACCAUGAGGCGUCUUCAGUUGGGAAAACAUUUACAUCGGUCGACAUCCAACCUCCUGAGCUGCUGCUACGGGAUGAAAAAUGUUUGAAGCUUGACAACUUGGAGCUUUACACCGUUGUGGAGGCCCCCUGCACUGUAGACAACUCAAGCACUUGCUCAUGGUUUAAAAUCCAGCAGCAUCAGCGUGGCCCCAUGAGUUUACAGAUCCCAGUAGGUGACCGGUCCCUGGUGAUGCCUGUGUGCGGUGGAACUCUUCUGGUCACAAUGAUCUGCUGUGUGGUUCUGUCCAGAUACAUGUGGAAUCAUCAAAUUAUGCAGUGAUGAUCAGCAUACCUCAAUUGUAUACAUAAUUGUAUAGUUUUGUCUGAUACUGGGAAAAUGAUGAUAUUAUUAGGAUCAUCAACAUUAAAUAGGCAUUAAGAGAUAACACUACACAGACAUAAGUAGAACGUCCCUUUGAGAUGACACUAACUAUAUCAGGUUUUAUAAUUGUUCUGGUUUUUCUCUGCAAAAGAAUCUAGAUAACCCACUUUUUGAAACAGGCCAAAAUUAGUGUAAGUAUACAUGUUUUUUGUGGUAAGUCUACUUAUUCCUUAUAAUCUUGGCUCACAGAUAGUAGCAUAGCCCAGGGCAUAGCGGAAGAUGGCAUUUGUUUAUUUACUCAGUUUGAAACACUUAACUCAGGAAUGAGGUGUGACCACCUAUCAUGUUUACAGGAAGCUCUUGAUCCCAUUUGCAAACAAUAUUUAAGAUCCAAGUAACCAAAAGUUAAAUCUAGUUUCUUAACUUCCACUGCUUCCUGUGCUCUGUGCCCUUUUUAACUAAGGACAAAUUCCUGUCUUAAUAUUUGUUGAGAGUGACGUUUCUUUUUAUUCUGGGCUGGCCUUGGGCUGGGCAAUAAAAAUAAAUCGUCAAUGUAUAUUUGAAUAUGUAUUAUGCAUUGUGCACAGUGAGGAGGCAUAAAACUUCAUUGAUCUACCUUAGAUUUUAUCAAAGUGUUUGACUCUGCUUAUGAAGUAGACUUUAAAACCACAACCUUUGCCCAGGAGCGGAAAACUGUCUUUAAUCUUAACAGAAAUAAUAUCAUGAUAAUUGUCGAUACUGACCGACAUUUUUUUAUUUGGAUAUCAUUUUCAGCAAAGCCAUAAUCUACUUAUGUUGUCAUGAAAUAAUAAAAAAAUGUCAUAAAACUAUAGUCCAUAUUGGGGCCAGGUAUAAAAUUGUUUGUUUAACUUACAGUAUUGUAACUACAACCUUUGUGCUUAUGUAAAUUGUUUUUUAUAAAGUAUUUUGAGAUUCUGUGUUUAAACAGAGGAACAUUACAGACGUACACAAGGCUGCCGUUAAUAAAAAAAAUACAUGCAUGUUCA
Platichthys flesus (European flounder) is the source of this 1901-nucleotide messenger RNA. It is a transcript of the gene pigx, whose product is annotated as phosphatidylinositol glycan anchor biosynthesis, class X. Gene Ontology annotation, cellular component: endoplasmic reticulum membrane. The record is from RefSeq and is a predicted model, not a curated record. The transcript has 6 exons. NCBI's taxonomy places the organism in Eukaryota, Metazoa, Chordata, Actinopteri, Pleuronectiformes, Pleuronectidae. The coding region runs from base 118 to 852 and encodes 244 amino acids. Gene Ontology annotation, biological process: GPI anchor biosynthetic process.